This is a messenger RNA of Laccaria bicolor S238N-H82, 369 nucleotides long. RefSeq lists its product as uncharacterized. NCBI's taxonomy places the organism in Eukaryota, Fungi, Basidiomycota, Agaricomycetes, Agaricales, Hydnangiaceae. Bases 1 to 369 code for a protein of 122 amino acids. The transcript has a single exon. The record is from RefSeq and is a predicted model, not a curated record.
AUGACAGCACAUCGGGCUCAAGGACAAACACUGUCCGCCGUAAUUGUUGACCUCCAAUCUUGCAGAGGCUCUGAAGCCCUCUAUGUCAUGCUGUCCCAUGUUACUUCGAUCAAGGGACUGUUGAUUUUGAGAUCGUUUUCCAGAAACAAAAUAACCUGCAAUGUAUCGGAAGAUUUGAGAGUAGAAAACAAACGACUGAGGGAGAUUGUGCUAGAGACCACUGUUUGGUGCAGUACCAAUGUCAUUGAGACCCAAGCUGCCAUUGACAACUUGGCCACCCAACAAGAUCCUGUGAGCAGAUGCACAACCCGUGAUUUGAAAAGGCAUGCCUCUCGAACCAACCACAUUGAUGCACCCCUUUCAGAGUGA